AUGGCACCUUGGGGGUCCUAUAGACGCAUUCCUUUUGACAGGAAUAGGGAUUCCCAGAGGUUCUACAACCAUGGGCGAAAGAUUAAAGAUCUCGCGCAGCCUAACGAGCCAUGGUUUCAGGAGGUACUGGCAGCUUCAGGCAUGAGGGACUGUAUGCUCUGCUACCAUACUAUACAUAAUGGUAUGCUUGUGGCCUUUGCGGAGAGAUGGCAUCCUGAGACAUCCUUAUUUCAUUUACCCCACAGUGAGAUUACCAUCACCCUAGAUGAUGUGGCAUGCCUACUUCAUCUACCUAUCAGGGGUACCCUAUUUCGUCAUGGUAGGAUGACGGAGGCGAAAGCUCAAGAGAUGUUGAUUGUUGAGCUAGGGGCUGAUCCCGAUGACGCCCUUGAGGAGGUGGAGAGGGCACGAGGGGCCCACGUCCGGUUUAGCUUCCUGCAGAGACAGUAUGACGCGGAGCUCACUGCGGCACACCAGGCUGAGGGAGACGAGUUGGAGCAGGCUACACUCAGAGAGUGGGUGCUGAGAUGCUACUUCUUAUAUUUGAUAGACACUCAGCUAUUUGUGGACACGAGCUUGACGUACACAAACGCCGUCUACCUGACGUACUUAUCAGAUACAACAUGUAUCCAUGAGUACAAUUGGGGAGCGGUUGUAUUGGCGUACGGUUACCACAAACUUGAAGAUGGGUGUCUGUGGAAGACAAGGACAGUUGCGGGCAACUGUACUCUAUUGGUGGGUUGGAUACUACAACACUUCCCGGACAUUAUUGGCUGGGGAGAGGUAGAGGAGUACACAGAGGUCAUGUUGUGUGCCAGUUCUUUCACCCCCCUUAGAGGGAACCAGGUGCCAGAUCCCUACAGGCGCGGUCUUAACCGCAUGGCCGCGGAGGACAUCAGAUAUUGCUGCUAUGAUGAACACUUGGAGACGGUUUUGUUUGAUGAGAUAGCUCUAUAUUCUGAAUGGUUGGCCGCCAACUCGACCAUUAUAGUACGCUAUCUUCCAGAGCGCGUCAUGCGUCAGUUUGGAUAUGAGCAGACAAUACCCCGCGAUCCUAUUGUUUCAAUUCCUAUCGCCAUGACCCGCAUGCAGUUACAGGAGGUCUUUGCAGACUGGAAGCAUCACCUGGUCCCUGAGGAGGCACGGGCGACGAGAGCAGAGCACGACUGGAGCUGUGCCGAAGGGUACAUCACUUGGUACUACAGUCUCACAUACAUGCUUCCAGCUGCAGAGGGAGGUCCGUCCAAACCAGCCCACGAGGAGAUUCUCCGUGCGCAUCAGGCUCAGUUGGACCACACUCAGAAUCUUCUACCUCUGUGUCGUCAGAUAGUUGACAGGGGCAUCAGAGCCAUUGCAGAGGGUUUAUUCCUUGAGGGGACUGCUUCUAGGCGUGUGCUGGAUGAUAUGAUCAGGCUGAUAGAGAGUGCAUUUCUGUACCGUCGACAUCGUAGUGGAUGGUACGCAGGAUGA
Molecule: messenger RNA, 1470 nt
Organism: Vicia villosa (hairy vetch)
Lineage: Eukaryota; Viridiplantae; Streptophyta; Magnoliopsida; Fabales; Fabaceae
Product: protein MAIN-LIKE 1-like
Exons: 3
Coding region: 1-1470 (489 amino acids)
Biological process (GO): meristem development; meristem maintenance
Source: RefSeq, a predicted model, not a curated record